GAAGGAUAGAACACAAAUAUCCUUCCCCUCCCACUAGUCACAUCUACAAACCAUAAUGGCUGGAAGUCAGGUUUUGUAUUGCAAGGUAAAUAAAAAAGAGCAGGAUAAAUAAAGCAAAAGAAGUAAAAGAAGGUGAAUUUAGACAUUGACUGUGCAGACUGUAUAACUGACAGAAAGACAAACAGAGGAGAGAGGAACAGAUUAUUUAAUUUGACCAAAGAUUCUCAAAGUAUUUCAGGAAAGGUCCCAACACCUUCUGAAACUUCUUGCUUCAGUUACAAACUGAAUCUAGGCAGGACAUAAUGUAGAAAUACAAAUCCUUAACAUUUCAAACAUAACAAAUGAAAUGGCAAUACACAGAAUUAGUUUGUAAGGGUGUAAAAGUCCUCUUAGCCCAAAUGUGCUGUGGGUCAACGCACACAAUGCAGCAUUGCUCCAAGCACCAGCAGUACUACACUUUAAAUGCGUAAAUGUGGCCUUUGUCCAGCACCUCAUGGCAGAAGCAGAAAACUGAACUGCCAUCCCUGCUUAAUUCUCUGCCUUCAUUCACAAAAUGAGGUUCAUUUAUUAUUGUUUAAAUUACUAACACUGUGUUGAUAGGUGGUCAGAGGCUGCAAAUGAUGCGUGGUCCUCCAAUAGCACCUCCACUGCCCCGGCCUCCUCCACCUCCUCCCAUGAUGCUCCCUCCUACCCUGCAUGGCCAGACAUCUCAGGGUGCUUCUCAGCCUAUUCAGCAUAUGACUGCUGCACCUCAGGUCGCUGAUAUGGUCUCCAUGGUGUCAGCCCCAGCAACAAGACAAGUGGUCCCGCCUCCCAUCAAGGCGACGCCAUCAAUCAUCCAGGCAGCACCAACUGUGUACUCUGCUCCUCCUGCCUCUGCUGGACAUAAAAGAAAUGAUAUCAGAGCUCAGAGACAAGCCAGAAUGGAGGAACUGGCAGCACGGGUUGCAGAGCAGCAGGCAGCAGUGAUGGCAGCAGGUCUUCUGGACAAAAAGGAGAGUGAAGACAGCAGCACCGUCAUUGGACCCAGCAUGCCUGAGCCUGAGCCACCCCACACUGAGCCUGUGGAAAGUGCUACAGAGGACAAAAAGAAAGCAAAGGUGGAGAAGGUGAAGAAGUGUAUACGAACAGCAGCAGGGACCAGCUGGGAGGACCCAAGUCUGCUGGAGUGGGAUUCAGAUGAUUUCCGUAUAUUCUGUGGUGACCUUGGUAAUGAGGUUAACGACGACAUACUGGCCAGAGCCUUUAGCAGAUACCCAUCUUUUCUCAAAGCAAAGGUGGUGAGAGAUAAACGUACAGGAAAGACUAAGGGCUACGGCUUCGUCAGCUUCAAGGAUCCAAAUGACUAUGUCAGAGCUAUGAGGGAGAUGAAUGGGAAAUAUGUUGGCAGUCGUCCCAUCAAAUUAAGAAAGAGCAUGUGGAAGGACCGCAACAUCGAAGUGGUGCGCAAGAAACACAAAGAGAAGAAGAAACUUGGUCUCAGAUAGUCUUCAUAAAGUGACACUGUGCAUUGUGCUCACCAGUGGACAGACAAAAAAAAAAAACACACUGAGAGCAGGGCUGUUAUUUUUAUGUCCAAUCAGGAGAUGUACUGAGAUUGUGAGGAUGUUGACUCUUUUUUCCCCCCUUUCUUUUCCUUCUUUAAAUAAAACCAUAAUUUCUA
Larimichthys crocea (large yellow croaker) is the source of this 1663-nucleotide messenger RNA. It is a transcript of the gene rbm42, whose product is annotated as RNA binding motif protein 42. NCBI's taxonomy places the organism in Eukaryota, Metazoa, Chordata, Actinopteri, Sciaenidae. Gene Ontology annotation, molecular function: mRNA binding. Bases 618 to 1487 code for a protein of 289 amino acids. The record is from RefSeq and is a predicted model, not a curated record. The transcript is spliced from 7 exons.